Molecule: messenger RNA, 630 nt
Organism: Neofelis nebulosa (Clouded leopard)
Lineage: Eukaryota; Metazoa; Chordata; Mammalia; Carnivora; Felidae
Gene: LHFPL7
Product: LHFPL tetraspan subfamily member 7
Exons: 3
Coding region: 1-603 (200 amino acids)
Cellular component (GO): membrane
Source: RefSeq, a predicted model, not a curated record
AUGGCGGGCAGUGUGUGGGCAUCCCUGGGACUCUCCCUUGCCUGCAUCUCAGCCCUCAGCCUCUGCUCUCCCGUCUGGUUCCAGACCCCCACCUUCUCCUUUGGCGUCCUCACCUACUGCUCCUGGCCUCAGGGUAACGGCUGGAACCAGAGCUGUGGAGCCUUCAGGUCCCUGGAUGACAUUCCUGACUUUGCCUGGAAGGUCUCAGCUGCAAUUCUCCUUGGAGGAUGGCUCUUGUCGGCCUUCAAUGCAGUUCUCCUCCUGUCCUGGGCCCUGGCCCCCAAAGGGCUGUGUCUCAGAAGGGGCAGUGGCCCAAUGCCAGGGGUGCAGGCAGCUGCAGCCACUGCCACCAUUGCGGGCCUGCUGGUUUUCCCCAUCAGCCUGGACUCCCCAUUUGCCAAGGAAGCCUGUGGAACCUCCUCCGUGUACUGCAGUGGCCAGUGCCAGCUGGGCUGGGGCUAUGUGACUGUCAUCUUCAGCGCGGUCCUGGCUAGCUUUCUGCCUAUGAUUGGGUGGCCCCGCAUGACUCAGGUCCAGGGGAGGACCAUCCUCUUCUCCAGUGACACUGAGAAAAGCAUCCUCAUGCCAGAAAUGAACAAAUAAAAAUUUCCCAAGAGGAGAAAAAGAAAA